AUGCAAACUUCAGCUGAGACUACAUUGCGAUAUCUCCAACCUCUCAAGAAAUGGGAGGAUACCAAGCCAUUCCAAAUCGUUGGACGAAGACCCCCGGGUCAGCCGCGGGAUAACCUCGAACAUGAAUCUCACUCUGUGAAUAUAUUCGAUAUCAGAACCGUGAAUAUUGCGCCUGAAUUGAACACGACUGGCUUCCAGUGGAUCAAGGGUCCAAUGAGCAAAUGUCUUGGAAGUCAAAAUGAGAUCAAUGAUCAUAUGGAGAGAAUCGAAAUUGUCUUGAAAGAUUUGCUUGGAGCUAAGGGAGUUUUCACAUUCCAAUAUCAAUUUCGCAAACGUGGCUCCAACGAUGGAAACCCCCGAAUAAGGCCUGUUGAGUCGCCGGCCCUUGUAAUUACAGUGAAAGAUAGGCUGAACAUCCCAGACAUCACCAGCAACGCCAUCGAAGAACGCAUUCGAUUCAGCUUUCCUAAUGAGGCCGAGGAGAUAUUGAAGGGACGGUAUAGAAUGCUGAGGUAA
This is a messenger RNA of Penicillium odoratum, 516 nucleotides long. RefSeq lists its product as uncharacterized. The transcript is spliced from 3 exons. The record is from RefSeq and is a predicted model, not a curated record. Lineage: Eukaryota; Fungi; Ascomycota; Eurotiomycetes; Eurotiales; Aspergillaceae. Gene Ontology annotation, molecular function: oxidoreductase activity. The coding region runs from base 1 to 516 and encodes 171 amino acids.